UUAAACUGAGCGAAACUGCAAUUUCUCCAAAAUAUAUAUUCUCUCCAGACUCCACCCGGAGAUCUUGCCGACCAAAGCCCCGUCGUUUCAAGCCCUUCCCGGUCAGUUUCCAUCACCGAACCUUCAAAGCCCCAUUCCAAAGUCCCUCACGGAUUCAUUCAGUCCUGCUCAUCAUCCAUCAAAGAAAACAAUAAUGUCCAUAAAUUCCCAUUCCCAAUCCCAUCCACCUCUCUUCUCAAAUCUCCAUUUUAUGACAGUUGUAUUAGUAUUACUGCUACUAUUAACUCCACUAACUCCCUCCGCUGCUUCUCCAUCGAUACCACCAUCCUUCAACCUCUCCCAUUAUUUUCUUUUUGCCACCUCUAACGACGUCGUUAACAACCGCCAACACCAUCACCGCUCCGACUCCCAACCCAAUUCUUCCCCCUUCUUAAAGGAUGUGUUGAAGGAAAUUGGAUCGAGGGAGAAGUGGGAUUUGCAAGAAUUUAGCGUUUCAAAGUUGGAUGUGAAGAAAGCAAAGCUCGGGGACUUGCAACGGUACGAGUUUCGGGUUCGAUUUGGUAAAAGCGAAUUUGUGUUCAAGCUGUUGGAUCAAGUUUCCCGGUGGAAGAGAUUUGAACAACUGGAAAACGAAUUGGGUUUUGAAGAUUUGGUUAAUAAAAUUACCUCCAAGGCUGCUGUGCUCGGUACUCUCAAAAUUCAAGGCCCUUUUCACUUGCGUCUCGCCGGAGAUCAUCAGCUCAAACUCUUUUUGCCGCUCAAGAACUCGUUUUCUGGUCUGAAAGACAUUCUUGUCGGUGAAGGCAUUACUGUGGAAAUCACAGGUGCUGAAGAAGUCUCUCUCUUUCACCCAACAAGUGCUUCAAGUAGUUUAGGGAGAACUGACUCUCGAUACUUCUGGCCUUCAUUAUGCAUGGCAUGGCCUCCUAUACGUGUGGUAGGUUCUGCUACAGUUGUAGCUUACAGGAAUGGAAACCCUGAGGCAUUCAUCAAAACUGUUUUCUUGUCUAACAGAACUGUUGAGCUGUUGCCAGAGAAGUGUUAUGAACGGCGCAUGUUCCAAAUGUGGGACAGAGAUUCUCACAUCAGUUCUCUUAGCACAAGGAUUGCUUUGCUAGAAAGAGUUCUGCAGACUUUUCUUGUACAUAAAACCAAUAAAAAUGCGAGCGUAGGUUUUGCAAAAGUAAAAAUUACUGCAUCAUCAGUAUUCCGCUUCCAGCUGGAAUUGGAAAGAGUUAUUCAAAGCAACGAUCCUUACUGGAGUACAUUAGCUGAGUGGCGUACCAAGCCUACUGUUGAACGUGCAUGGUUUGAGGUGGUGGGGAGGCUCGACAGAGAGGUUCUGAAGCCCUUAACUGUUAAGAAGAUAAGACCAUUUAUUGAUGCAGACUCAAAGGCUUGGAGUAAUUUGAUGUCAAAUGUUUCGUUCACGAAGUUCCCAUCCAUCCUGGUACCUCAAGAGGCUCUCACCUUGGAUGUGAAAUGGUAGAGAAAAUGGAUUUUUGUUCCUUUGCAACAUUCACUAUUCAAUAUGUGAUGUCACGCGGGUUAUCAUUUUCCUAAGACCCUAUGUUCAGUUUAACACAUUACAAGAUUUGUACAGAUUGACACAUGAUAUAGUUUUAUAAAGUGAUAUGAAUGACAGAAAGCUUGCUGAA
Coffea eugenioides is the source of this 1658-nucleotide messenger RNA. RefSeq lists its product as uncharacterized. The record is from RefSeq and is a predicted model, not a curated record. Lineage: Eukaryota; Viridiplantae; Streptophyta; Magnoliopsida; Gentianales; Rubiaceae. Bases 194 to 1489 code for a protein of 431 amino acids. The transcript is spliced from 3 exons.